Malania oleifera is the source of this 797-nucleotide messenger RNA. RefSeq lists its product as uncharacterized. The record is from RefSeq and is a predicted model, not a curated record. The coding region runs from base 195 to 566 and encodes 123 amino acids. The transcript is spliced from 3 exons. NCBI's taxonomy places the organism in Eukaryota, Viridiplantae, Streptophyta, Magnoliopsida, Santalales, Ximeniaceae.
AGUUUUUUCAUAAAUGGGUCAUUGAUGACCCGAGCCAGUCCUCAUACAGCCCAUGAACCAUUUAACAUUUCUGUUUUCUACCCUAAGCUUAAACCCCCGGGCAACCGAACGGGGUUUCCUCUUAUUUUUCUGUGAAACCUGUGAGUGAUUAUCUAACCGUCUCAGCCAAAACCAUCUCCCCAGACGAAGUCGGUAUGUUCGCCACUGCAAUCAGGUACUUUGCGAAGAAAUCAAAGCCCAAGCUCAAACCAGCAGCUCUCAAAACUACUCCAGAGCAAACCCAGACCAUCACAAGAGCUAUCUUCGACAUCGUCAGGGAACACGGUCCUCUCACCAUUGGAGACACCUGGGAACGCGUCAAGGAAGUAGGUUUGACGGGACUGAACGGCAAGAGUCACAUGAAAAUAGUGUUGAGAUGGAUGAGGGAGAGACAGAAGCUUAAGCUGAUAUGCAACCAUGUUGGGUCCCAUAAGCAAUUUCUGUACACAACCUGGUUCACCAAACCUGACAUCAAGCAGCAAACACCAGCCAAUGGUCCUUCCCCACUUAAGCCCUCUCGAAAUUAAUUUGUUUGCUUUAGCUUAAAUACUUUGAUCAUAUCCUCCUCUGUUUCUGUAGCUGUGGCAUUUGAAUUGGGACAGCAAUCACAUCUUUCUUACCUUAAACGUGCAUCAUCAGAGUUACCUCUGUUUCUUCACUUACAAAAAUUGUUUCCGCUUACUGAUUAAUUUUUGGCUGGCCUAGUAUCAGAGUCUCUGUUAUUUCCCCCUAAAAAAGAAGUAAUUCUUUUUGCUGAA